AUGUUGGAAGACAUCCCACUCACGGAUUUCAGUGACCCAUUACGCAUUGAUGCGUCAAUUCCAGCAGCAGACCAAGCAUUAUUUUCUCCUACACGAUUUUCGGCUCGUCUCAUAGCUUCAAUGUCAACUGGACUCGCGAGCAGAAAGAGCGACAUGGAAUUGACGCAUUCGAUAAAUCCAGAUGAUACAGUUGAUAGUAUCGCGAUUAAAUAUGGUGUACAGCCCUCUGACUUGAAGCGAAUAAAUAAGAUAUACGACCCAUCACACAUCAUCCUUCGCUCGUCAGUGGUGAUACCCAAGAAAAGCUCCUCAGCGAGUACAAAACCAAGACUAGCUUCUUCAAGUGCCCUUCUAACAAGACUCGAGGAUGACGUUCCGGCCAUCAGUGAGACGCUUGAAAGCAUGGAUGUAGCAGCUACCCUAUCCACAUGUCGAACAUACCAGCAACUAGAAUCCCUCAAACCAUUGACACUUAUCGACUCUCCAACAUGUCGCGUCGUAUUCAGACCCAACAUCAAUUCCCUGACCGAACUUACCAUUGAGUUGACCCCAUUGGUCCAUUUACUACCGCCGCAUGAACAGAAAAGACAAGUAGAACGUGUCAGAGAGUAUAUUAGAAAUGCUCGUGAUGCUUGUGAAGCCAGACAGUCGAAGACAACCAACUGGACAUUCUGGAGCCAGAAGCCUGUAUGGGUUGGAUUGGUAAAAGUUGCUGACGCUGAAACGUCGUCUAGCUGGCCGCCAUUCUAA
Synchytrium microbalum is the source of this 750-nucleotide messenger RNA. RefSeq lists its product as uncharacterized. The transcript is spliced from 2 exons. The record is from RefSeq and is a predicted model, not a curated record. NCBI's taxonomy places the organism in Eukaryota, Fungi, Chytridiomycota, Chytridiomycetes, Synchytriales, Synchytriaceae. Bases 1 to 750 code for a protein of 249 amino acids.